Messenger RNA from Paramuricea clavata, 1707 nucleotides. The record is from the annotation of a GenBank genome assembly. Lineage: Eukaryota; Metazoa; Cnidaria; Anthozoa; Malacalcyonacea; Plexauridae.
AUGGCGUCAUACGACACUGGUUGGGAAGAUGAACUAUUUCAACAUCCCGUUGGCCACACGUUGCAUUGUGGUAUAUGUCUGAAUGUUUUGAAGGAUCCAGUUUCGUGUCGACAUAAUGAGCAUUUGUUCUGCCGAGCUUGUAUCACCAUACAUCUCAUGAACUUUCAAACAUGUCCAUCGUGUAUGGAACCACUCACUGUCGAAUCACUGCGCCAAGCACCUCGGACCGUAACCAACUUACUUUCCGAAUUAAAGAUCCACUGUCAAUUCUUCGAUCGUGGUUGCAGACAGUUUGUUGAAUUAGGAGAUCUCGAAAGGCAUGUCACUGACUGUGGGUUUGCCCCAGCAGUCUGCUCUAACGAAGGAUGCCAACUUGAGGUGAAUAAACAAGAUUUACUACACCAUGAAACAGCUGUGUGUGAACUACGCAGAGUCAAGUGUCACAAUUGCAACGAAAUCAGACAAGAGAUGGAUACAGUGAAAGUUAAUUUGGCAGCAAUGAAUGAAAAGUUGAAAGGAGUUGGGAAACAGUUGGACAGGAAUGAGACGAGGGUUAAGGCAGUGGAGGAAAAUGUUAAAACAACGGUGGGAAAUGUGGUCGCAAAAGUUGAACUGGUUCAAGAGAAACUUCGAGGACAACUCAACAAACAGGAAGAAAGCAAUCGUCGGCUUGAAGCAGACAAUGUACAAAUGAAAAGAAGUUUAAAUGAAAUUACGAAACAACUGGAAAGAAUGACACAACAAACAUCGCAUGAAGUUCAGACUGAAGAAAUGAAGAAAGAUGUUGCAGAAGGUGGAAUGGACAGAGAGCCGAUGGUCCUUAUUGCUGGAGGCCAGAAUGGGAGAGGAAAUCUAAAUUCAGUGGAAAUGUUUAGUCUGUUAAAUGCGACCUGGACACCACUAAAGCCAAUGAAAGAGCGUCUUGAGAAAGCAUCUUCAGUUGUUCACAACAAUCAAUGUUUUGUCAUGGGAGGUAUGAAUCAGAGUGGAAUAGAUAUGAAGUCAAUUGAAAAACUAUCACUGAAUGCUGUUCAUGUUGAUCAGUCCAUCACUUGGGAAAACGUUCUUGCUGAGUUACCUGCACCAUUGAAAGGACACUGCAGUGUAGUUUACAAUGGAUGGUUGAUAGUGAUUGGAGGUUUUGAUUGUAGUAAACUUGCAUAUUCUGAUAGUAUUACUGAGAUUUCCCUCGUCCCACCUUAUACCAGUAAACUGUUGGCUACCAUGCCACAGACAAGAUAUCUUCAUGGUGUUGCAAUGUUUGGAGACAAGAUACUCAUUCUGGGAGGUAAGCUCAAUGGUUUUGCCAGAACAAAUCUUGCAAGUGUUUUGCUGUAUGAUAUCACUAAGAAUGAAUGUAAGCAGUUAGCAGCCCUCCCCUACCCCGUGUAUGAAAUGGCCACAGUCAAGUGGGGUGAUGACAGUGUGAUCAUAGCGGGUGGUGCUGACAGUGGCGAUCAACGAUUAAACAAAGUUUUAUUAUACAACAUCAAGACCCAGAAGAGUGGUAUGUUGCCAGACAUGAAGUAUAAGAGGCAGGGAUGUGUGGCUGCAGUUGUCAGAGACACUGUGAUUGUCAUGGGAGGCAUGGGUGAGAGAAAAAAGUACUUAAAGUCUGUAGAAUGUUUUCAAUUUGAUCGCUUUCGCUGGCAAGAACUUCCUGAAAUGCGGGAAGCGAGAUACUUGGCUACUGCAGUUGUAUGUUAA